GAGCCGUCAGUUGUGGCUCGCACAUCGUGCUGUUAACAGCGAGCAACACAGGGCUGCAAGCAGGGGAAACGCGAACCUCCAGCUUCCACGUGCAGCGUAUCUGCCGGCCGGGCUGCGCGCUGUGCCAAGGACGCCCGCAGUGUCGAGAUGAAACAAGAAGAAGAAUCUGGUAACUCUAAAGGAGGAGAGGAUGGAGUAACGUCUGGUACAGCACUAAACGAAAGUAUAAGUAAAAGCAGUGGAGACCCAAACGAUGCUCAGAAGGUUGUGUCCGGCUCUGCACACCCAAGUGGUGGAGAAGACCAUGCAGCAGAACCAACUGGAAUCGACAGUUCCACAGACAGUACCAGCCCUGAACGGAAUACAGCCGCAAAUACAUCAGGGAGCAGUAUGGGAAGCGUGAGUACGAGCAGUCCUAGUUCUGAAAUGGAGAAGAGAAUUGGGCGGCCAGACGGCGAUAUGGAACGCAGCAGUAGCUCAUGUAAUGACUCUGUAUCGGAAUGUAACCAAAGAGACAGUAGCUCUUGCGAUGCCUCUGUAUCGGAAUGUAACCAAAGCCUCUCGUCCUGCUGCUCAGAAUGUAGCAUUCAUUCUGGAGUUAUUGACAAGUGCGGAAGACACCGUGAGAGCAGUGAUGUGGAUCAUUCCCAUCCUCCACCAGUAGCUGUUCCCACUUUGAAUGGACGUCAGGCAGAAGGUGCAGAUGAAUCAAUGUCGGAAUUUAAUCCAAGGGACAGCGUGUCAUCAACUUCACUAAGUAGCACACCCUCUGGAGUUACUGACAGGAGUGGAGGAAAAUGCGAGAACAGUGACAUGGAUCACUCCCCACCAGGUCCUCCACCGGGAACUGCAUCCAGUUCGAUUGGACAUCAGGCAGAUGCAGUUGCUGUCGGAUCAGUCACCUGCCAGCCGAUGUCUGAUUCUCUCACUGAGCGAGAUACUGCCAUGUCCAAUGCAGAGUCCACAGGUACGUUCACGAGGAAAAUGACGCUCAGAUCAGGCAGGGUUACCCAAGUUGAGAGUGUUCCUCCGAAGAAACAUCGUGAUGUCAGCGACACGAGAAGACAUAAAUCUGUAGGAAGACCCCCGAAGAGGAGAUUUUCUGUGGAUGACCAGAGCCAUUCUUCCUCGGAGGAGAAUCCUGAAAAGUUACUUCGCGUAGAGUCGUCCGAUACGAUGACGUGCUUACGCAAGACAGAAGGCAGUACUAGCUUUGAGAAUAACCAGUCCGAAGAUAUUACUAGUGUCUCAUCGGGCCUUCCUAGGGAAACAACUCCAAGCACUGUUGCGGAGGAUUCAUCAUCAGAAAACGAGCGGCUGCUUCUUGCAAACCCUGAUGAUGUCCCUGUUAGCGAAGUUUCGCGUACAUUUACAGCUGCAGAGGAGGAAGCUAUGGUGGGGAAUGAGAAAUCAGUGGAAGAAAAGCUCGAUACUGAUAAAUCAGAGUCACCACCCGAUAACGAACAAAAUCCUGUCGACAAAGAGGUGCUCGAUCAGGCGUCUACAAGUUCGGAAUCAUCAGCCUACCAGUCAGCUAAGAAUCAUAUGGAAACGGAUCCAUUACCUCCUACACCUGUUGGAGGGGAGUCAGCUAAGAAUCAUAUGGAAACGGAUCCAUUACUUCCUACAGCUAUUGGAGGGGACGAACACGUUCAUGCAUGUGCGAAGCCCACAGUUCCAGAGAUUCCAACAUCUCACGUACCAUGUGCUAGUGACUCUGUUGUAAGCAGAGAGAUCAUGAAAGAAAUUCAGCCAAGUGGUGCAGAAAGUCGUGCGUCUCGAAGUUCAGCAUUGACAUUGGACAAGAAUGAAUGUUCUGCCAAUAAUUCCAUUGAAACUACCACCGAUACGUUUGCGCAAGUUACUUGCGAUGGCAAUCAAGAACACGCCGAAGAGAAAGUUACUAACGCGUCCCAAGAGAAUUCUGCGGAAACUCCAGCUGGUAAAACCAGUUACGGGUCGAGGCGGGUUGCACUAGACCUUCAAAACAUUCCUUGCCGGAGGGCAGCGAGAGAUGUUGUUAUUCCAAGCUCAUUUUUCACAUCAGCAGGUAAACGUGACUCAGAAAAAAGUUUUGAGAGAAAUGUAAGAAUGGACGUAGAAAUAGACGUCAAUAAAGACCGUAUGCAAGCAGCACCCGAUAGUUCCACAGAAGGGGCAGUGGAAGGAAUUACUUCUAAAACAGCCACGAAGAUUCAUCAGCAGGUGUCUACCAAUAUUUCUCACUUGCGAGGCGCAGACGUUACAAAAGAUGAACCUGUAAGUCGCCCAUCUCGCGAUCACAGUGGUCUGAUAGAGUGCACGAAGAAAAUUAUAAAUGAUAUACCACACGAGAGUAGGAACACAGCAACUUCUAACAUGCGAGGCAAUGAAGAUAACGCUGCAGGGAAGGUACCUCGAGAAGCAAGUAAUCUCGACAGCUCUGAAGAGAGUGAUGCGUCAUCUGUUCUCUCACCUGAGGAGCGGUACGACCGGAGGAAUCUCCAGAUAUACCGCUAUAUUACAACGAACGGCGGGUCUGAUAUAAGAUACUCUCCAUAUGUCACCCGGCGACGCCCUUUAAGGGCCGGGUACAGCGAUGAAGAUAAUUACCGCCGAACCAGGAGGCAGCGUCACGAAGUUCGGCAGGCAGAUAAUGGUGUCCAGACCACCAGAGACGCUUCGACCUCAUUUGGUGAGGCAUGCAGCAUUUCCUAGUGAGUGGAAGAAGUCACUUGGGAAAGGAUGAAUCUGACAAACCAGUGUGUUUCAGUGGGGCUUAUUCAGUAACUUCGUUUCAUGGUAGUGUUUUGUGAAAGAUGUGUUCCAUCAGCUGUACGUAUUCCAAAAAACAUUUUGUCGUGGGCGAAGGUGUUAACUUCGCAGUUUUACAUUAAUCUGAACAGUCGCAGGAAAUAUUUUACGCCGAUAACCGAUGUCGGUUGCCAUUGUUCAUUACCGGAACGAUUAAAAGCAGCAUCAGAUGCGGUGCCAAAAAAUGUUUUUGACAUAGCGUUAUUGACUAUCUGAUACUGUUUUCAGUCGUUCUGAUGAUUGCCACUAUGGCCAACACCUGUUAACGACAUGAAACAUUUCUGCGAUCGCAUCAACCAAAUAUUAAGUGUAAAGAUUUUUGAACGAGGCUACGUAUUCGGUUGAAACAUUUUGGUGGAAUUUUAACGUGUGAUUAUGCAGAACAGAUGUUUUUCCCUGUCUCUCUUGAUAUAAGCUCACUCUUUGCUGAACGCUGAUUACAAAGCAGUGUGUCGUUUGCCACGCCGUUCAUCGAGAGGUAAAAAUCAGAGGUAAAAAUCAGCCUUUUAAAGUCUUUGUAGUCAUACCUGGCCCAUUAAUUUUCAGUAUUUUUUAACAGACAAAAUUGACGAUAUUACUGGUCCUGAGACGUGUAACAGCGCUAAGAGUCAGACACGGGCCGACACAAAGUUUUAACCUAACAGGAAGUUUCAUCAGACACAGAAAUUACCAGUCUUUCAACUGUAUUUUUAAUAUGACUUUGUAAAGCGGAUGGCAUCGGCGUAAGUGUAAUGAAAGCAUCAGCAAGUACGUAAUAUUUGGUUUCCCCUCGAAUGUUGCACAAAGGUUUGUUUUGUGUUUCCAGUAUUCUGUUUUAAAACUUACAUGUCUAUGUGGAGAUAGUAAUAUUGGCGUUUACUUCAUAAAACUGAGAUGCUGAUUUGUGUAUUUUCAGUAUUAUUGUAUAAAUGGUUUUACUGAUGGGAUGAAAAAAGAACCUACUCAAUCAUAUUAUGUCAUUUCGUAAAUAAUGUGAAUAAGAAAGUGGACAUAUUCAUUGUGCCAGGAACUUAUUUGCUAACAUUCCAUAAACUCCAGUGCAUUUUACGUUUGUGUUAAGAUUUUAUAAAUUUUUUUGUAUUAAUAUGAAGAAUAGUAAGUGUGUUUGCUCUUUAGUACAGUGAAGAAGUGAAUUGUUGUGACUUAAUUUAGUGUUGUCUUUUGAUUUGAAGAUGUAGUCUGUAGCAUUAAUUAAAAAAAUA
This is a messenger RNA of Schistocerca cancellata (South American locust), 3995 nucleotides long. RefSeq names its product serine-rich adhesin for platelets-like. Bases 148 to 2697 code for a protein of 849 amino acids. NCBI's taxonomy places the organism in Eukaryota, Metazoa, Arthropoda, Insecta, Orthoptera, Acrididae. The transcript has 2 exons. The record is from RefSeq and is a predicted model, not a curated record.